CGAUCCGGAUGCGUCUUAGCCCCGUACGAACCCAAUUCUCUUCUUCUUUCCAUCCGGAUUGCUCCAUAAAAAGUUUCUGCCAAAGGAAAUAAAAGCAAAGAAAAAUAACGAGGCGGAAGGAAGGCCAACGAGGAACCCUACCCGCCUGAGGAAGGAACGCCCAAAUCGAUCCGCAACUAUUUCGCAGGCCGGCGACGAUGGCGGCAGUUCGGUGCGCGGCGAGGAGGCUCAGUGCGUCCCUGCUCCAACGAACGCAGGCGGCGGUCGCGGAGGGACGCCGGCACCUGCCAAGCAGGUUCACUGGGUCCCGCCAGCUCUCCAGCGAGUGUGAGCGCGAGAUUGAGGAGAAGAGGGUGGAGCUGCGUAACUUGGUAUCUAAAACGAUGCAGAAGAAAAUGGAGCUGCAGGAUGCGUUAGCAAAAGCGGGGAAAAAUCCUAAUGCUAUUGGUGAGUAUGAAAUGCAUGUACUCGAGCAUCUUUCUCAACAGAAAAUCUUUCCAGAACCACAUGACACCCCCUUAUACAGGAGCUGGAAGCAGUUUGCUACGAGGGCUAGGAGUGUGCUGGAUAUAGUUGUCAUGACGACAGGCUCCGUCAUGCUUACGGCUUGUCUGGUCAGUAUCAUCACAGACAAGGAGGUAAAAGCCCAUACUGUUAACAAGGAAAUCCAGUAGAGUGAAGGCAAGAUCGAAAAUUGGGAACCAAAGAUGGCCCCAACCUGUUUUCAGUUAAAUUAUGAUGAUCUGCAGUUGGGCUAGCUAGCAACACUAUUCCAUGGUUGUGAUAUUGUGUGACAAGGUGUGUUAUUGUAUCUCUGUAUCUAUCCGAGUAACUUGAUAUUGUGUUA
This is a messenger RNA of Triticum aestivum (bread wheat), 847 nucleotides long. RefSeq lists its product as uncharacterized. The record is from RefSeq and is a predicted model, not a curated record. Lineage: Eukaryota; Viridiplantae; Streptophyta; Magnoliopsida; Poales; Poaceae. Bases 198 to 674 code for a protein of 158 amino acids. The transcript has 4 exons.